AAUUAAAUUAAAUUAAAUAAGAAAAAAACUUUUUGAUAAGCGAUAAAAAAUUUCACAAUAAUGGAAACUGAGAUGUCGAAGAAGCUCAAACUCUUCUUCAAUCUCUCCUAAUCCUCCGCCAUUCCUAAUCCUCCGCCGUCGAAGAAGUCCUCCGCCGUUCCUAAUCUCUUCAAUCUCUCCUAAUCCUCCGCCGUUCCUAACUCUCCUUCAAUCUCUCGUUUCCGUCGAUGAAGCUCGCAACUCUCUUCAAUCUCUUGUCACGCGUCUCUCCUCUCCGUUGCCGUCGAAGAACCUCAAAAUUACUCGGUUGUUUACCAUCGUUUUCACGAUUCCAAAUAACACAAAUCCACUUCCUUUAAUGGAAGGCGAAGGAAACUCACUUAAAGUAUCUUUCAUGUCUCAUAUUGCUGAAGAUAUAAAUGAUUCCCCUACAUUCUCAGAUGGUGUUCCGAAAGAAGGACUUCAAAUAGAAGAUGUACUUACAGUUCUGUUAUCGAUAAGGGAAAAAGUGAAGUUUGCAUCAGAAAAUCCCGGCACUCCACCUUUUUCGGAUGACAUCUUGUUACGCUAUGCAGGAGGCUUCAAAGUAAGAAAGACAUGGAAGGAGGAGCAUGAUUUAGUCUUACUGCGCACAGUUUUGAAGCAUGGAUAUGGAAAGUGGGCAGCUAUAGUUGAUGAUAACGAUCUGAAUAUUCAGACGCUCAUCUGUCAGGAGUUAAAGAUGCCCUUUAUAUAGACUUGAGUGUUUCUAUCUUCUUUCUAUUAACAAUAGGUAAAGGUGAAAAGGUACAUGGAGGAGCUUAUCCUAGCAAAGCCGAGAUCAGAAAGAGCAUGCGAAGAGCACGAAAUGGACCUGGUAGAAAUCAGAGCGGGGGUGGCAGGGUUGACAGUUUAAAAGGUUUCAAUCCUGACAGUUUUGAUAGAGUUCUUCUUGAUGCUCCAUGUUCUGCCCUUGGUUUAAGGCCUCGGUUAUUUGCUGGAUAGUUGUACGAUAAAUCCUAAUGAGAAUGAAGCAUUAGUUCGAUAUGCUUUGGAUAAAUACAAAUAUCUAUCAUUGGCACCACAGG
This is a messenger RNA of Trifolium pratense (red clover), 1067 nucleotides long. Its product is annotated as CHD3-type chromatin-remodeling factor PICKLE-like. Gene Ontology annotation, biological process: chromatin remodeling. NCBI's taxonomy places the organism in Eukaryota, Viridiplantae, Streptophyta, Magnoliopsida, Fabales, Fabaceae. The record is from RefSeq and is a predicted model, not a curated record. Bases 359 to 736 code for a protein of 125 amino acids. The transcript is spliced from 6 exons. Gene Ontology annotation, molecular function: DNA binding.